Molecule: messenger RNA, 3518 nt
Organism: Nematolebias whitei (Rio pearlfish)
Lineage: Eukaryota; Metazoa; Chordata; Actinopteri; Cyprinodontiformes; Rivulidae
Gene: znf507
Product: zinc finger protein 507
Exons: 8
Coding region: 43-3363 (1106 amino acids)
Biological process (GO): regulation of gene expression
Cellular component (GO): nucleus
Source: RefSeq, a predicted model, not a curated record
AUGUGCUGAGGACAAAGAGCGUCGAGCCCUUCUGUGUCAGUCAUGGAUGAGAACAGCAGUGUUGCUGUCCUUAUCACAAAGCCCUCCUCUCCAUCCGCUUCUUCCUCUGUACUGAGAUCUCACUGUCAAACCCAAACUCAGCAAAGUAUAGCCCAGGAUGUUCCAGCAAACAUCCAGCAGAAGCAAGCUGAUGACUCUCUCAUUCAGGUCAUUGAGAAGCUCAGCAAGAUAGUUGAGAAGCGGCCCCAGCGGCGCUGCACACUGGGGGCACAGAAACGAGGACUCAAUUCAACCUCCUCUGCCAAGGGAAAAGGAGGUGAGGAGGAAUUGAGUUGGGAAGGCUCUCAUUACAAGAAAAUGAGAAAGGGCUGUAAUGAGGAGGUGAGAGCAGAUGGCAGCGAGGCUGACUGCCCCCUUUCUGCACCCGUGCCAGGUGAUAACAACAAUAACAUCACCUCUACGCUAUCCAACACUGACAAUUUCACCAGCACUGACCAAAAAUGGACAGUGACGUGCUAUCAGUGCAGCCUGUGCCCAUAUCUGUCCCAGACACUGCCGCAGCUCAGAGAACACCUGAAGCAACACAACGAGCAACACAGUGAUCUUAUCCUUAUGUGCUCCGAGUGUCACUUUACCUCCAGAGACCAGGCGCAGCUAGAGGCGCACGUCAGGCUGCACUUUGAUGAUCAGAGCAACACAAAUAGGAAUUCUGUUCAUUCAGAUCCACUCACCCUACAGGAGGGAAUUGUUUUUAAAAAGGAUGAUGAUGAUUACACAGAUAUGUGUGGAGUAAGACCCGAGGAGAUAAAAAGUUCAGUAGAUAGUUCCAAAGAGCUCCCACAGAAGAAGAAAUGGUACAGCUAUGAGGAGUAUGGUUUGUACCGGUGCUUGAUCUGCAGUUAUGUGUGCAGCCAGCAGCGAAUGCUCAAAACCCAUGCCUGGAAGCACGCUGGUCUUGUUGACUGCUCCUAUCCUAUUUUUGAGGAAGAGGAAGGGGCUUCAACAAGAAGAGAGGUGCAAGCUGCUGCUAACAGUGUGACGCUCAGAGAAGAUUUAGUUGUUCUUUCUCCGGUUCUUCAAGAGAAAAGCCAGCAAAAAUGUCCAUCUGCAUUCAAACUCCAAUUCUACAUGCCUGUGACUGCUGAAAACAAACAAGAUGCAUUUAGUCAUUCAGUUUCAGAUCCUGAGGAAAAGCAAAAAGUUGCAGAAGAAGAGGAGGAGAAUGGAUAUUCUGUCAAAGAUGUGAGUUCUGAAGAGCCAAUGGUGGAGGUGCAGGUGACAACUGAGGCAGACGUUGAUGUGGACAUCAGUGGUUGUCGUGAGAGUUCCUCUGUUACCGACAGCCUACUGUCUUCGGCUCAGAAGAUUAUUAACAGCAGUCGAAAUAGUGCCGGCCAUAUCAAUGUGAUUGUGGAGCGUCUUCCUUCAGCUGAGGAUUCAGUUAUGGUGACCAAACCACUUCUUCUAGGCUCAGAUGAUGACAGGGACAAGACUUUAUUGGAUGUAAAGGAGGAAGAGCAGGACCCCUUAGAAAGUGUGAAAGAGGAGGUGGUCCUUGGCUGUAGUCCAGGUAAAUCUGCAAACAGUCAAACAUUAGAUGGUGAUGAUGCAUCCUCUGUCAGUAAAGAUAGUGAUCCUCCAAGAGAUGAAAACAUUCCUCCAGCUGGUCGCAAGCGGACACAUUCUGAAUCACUCCGUCUGCACUCUUUGGCUGCAGAGGCACUUGUGGCUAUGCCUAUGAGGAUGCCUGAGUUACAUGUCUCCAGCACCAAAGUAAGUCUUAAGACCAUCUCACCUCAGGUGCAAAGCCCACACAUAAGCCAGAGGCUUCUUGAGGUGACUAAAAGUGGACAAAAUACUUCAGACAUGGAGACAACAGCUCUACUGGACUUGGAGCUUUGCAGUGGUGGUAGAGAGGGGGAUUUGAAAGCCCUGGGUAUUGGGGAAGGAGACGAAGAAAGCCCCACCACUAAAGCUGGUAUAAGUCUUUCUCUGCUCACUGUUAUUGAAAGACUCAGAGAGCGCUCGGAUCAAAAUGCUUCAGAUGAAGACAUAUUGAAGGAGCUUCAAGAUAAUGCACAGAUCCAGAAUGGCACUGUAGAUGAAGCAAUCACUGGGACUGGAGCAGAGAGUUACAUUUGUACCAUUUCAGAGAUGGAUGGGUUGGUUAGCUCAACUGAUGGGAGUUUGGUGGAUUACAUCCCUGGCAGUGAAAGACCUUAUCAAUGUCGUCUGUGUCAAUACAGCAGCAGCAAUAAAGGUUACAUUAAACAGCACCUGCGAGUGCACAAGCAGAGAGUGCCGUAUCAGUGUCCCAUCUGUGAGCACAAAGCCUCAGACAGUAAGGACCUGGAAAAACACAUGAUCUACCACUGCAAGACCAGGAUGUACCAAUGCAAACAGUGUCCAGAAGCCUUCCAUUACAAGAGUCAGUUAAGAAGUCAUGAAAGAGAGCAGCAUAGCUUCUGCAAUGAUCUAACAUCGCUCACAGCAGGCCCUGAAACCAUCACCACAGUGGAAGAGUCUGAACAAGGAACAGAUGAAGAUUGUAGUCAGCAGAAAAUGUAUAAAUGUGAUGUUUGCAACUAUACCAGCGCUACAUAUGUUGGGGUGAGGAACCACCGGCGAAUUCAUAACUCUGACAAGCCAUAUCGGUGCUGUGGCUGUGAUUUUGCCACUACCAACAUGAACAGUUUAAAGAGCCACAUGAGGAGACAUCCUCAGGAGCACCAGGCCGCGCAGCUGCUGGAGCAGUACAGGUGCUCUCUGUGCGGUUACGUGUGCAGUCAUCCCCCGUCGCUGAAGUCUCACAUGUGGAAGCACGCCGGAGACCAGAACUACAACUACGAGCAAGUUAACAAAGCCAUUAAUGAGGCAAUCUCUCAAAGCAGCCGAACUUUUCAGAAGUUGUCAUCAGUGCUGGAGUCAGUGGCAGAGAGUUCAGUUGUGGUCCCGUGUUCAAACGACAAAGUGAAAGUCCCAGUGGAACCUGUUUCAAUGCUCAGACCAGCAACACAAGCUAGUGUAUCUUUCGACAGCGCAGUAGGCCUCCACAUACCUCCCACAGACUCAUCACAGUGGCCCAGUGAAACCCAUAACCCCCCGGAGAAGGACCCCUCACAGCCGCUGUCCCAUAACCAGCUGUACACAGGCCAGUUUCCAGUCCCAGGUCCCAGCAUGGAGUAUUGUGUCCUCAUGUUUUGCUGCUGUAUCUGUGGCUUUGAGUCUACCAGUAAAGAGCGGUUGAUGGAGCACAUGAAGGAGCACGAGGGAGACAUCAUCAGCAUCAUCCUCAACAAGGAGCAGCAGCAACCAGAAACCCACCAGAGCCUCCAGACAGCAGAGGAAAGGGAAACAAAAUGAGCCGUUUGCAUUGAAACCAAAGGCAAGUAGAGGAGAUGAACUCUGACUAAAGUAUUUUUUAUGCUCCUAUCAAUUUUUGUAACGGAGAUUUAACAUGGAACUGUCUGAGAUUGCAAUGUGACACUUUCAUUGUGUGUAUUUAUUUUUGGAACAUC